Merops nubicus (carmine bee-eater) is the source of this 1527-nucleotide messenger RNA. It is a transcript of the gene SLC60A2, whose product is annotated as KIAA1919 ortholog. NCBI's taxonomy places the organism in Eukaryota, Metazoa, Chordata, Aves, Coraciiformes, Meropidae. The transcript has 3 exons. Bases 1 to 1527 code for a protein of 508 amino acids. The record is from RefSeq and is a predicted model, not a curated record.
AUGAGCAUCGCGGUGCUGGGGCCCACCUUCCAAAACCUGGCCGCGAACGUCCACAAGAACGUCAGCGACAUCUACUACAUCUUCGUGGGCCGGUCGCUGGGCUACCUGGGCGGGUCGGUCCUCGGCGGGGUGCUCUUCGACUGCAUGAACGCCCACCUCCUCCUCGCAUUAUCCAUGUCUGCAACAACGGUUGGUCUUUAUGGGAUACCCUGGUGUAAGAAAUCCCUGCUGUUAACUGGCUUGAUGUCAGUUAUUGGAGCUUCCAUGGGAAUUCUAGACACAGGUGGCAAUGUCCUGGUGCUGAAUACCUGGGGAGCAGAGGCUGGGCCACAUAUGCAGGCCUUGCACUUCAGUUUUGCCGCGGGUGCGUUUGUGGCUCCAAUCCUGGCUAAAAUGGCCUUGGGAGGCUCCGAAUCCAGAGAGCUUCCAGCAGUUGAAAAGACAAACCAGUCUGUGCUGAGGUCUGUGCCGACAGCACCGGCCACAUCGGUCACGUCGGCGCUGAAACACCAUCUUGGCGCAGACUUUUUGUGGUCGUACGUUGUCAUAGGGACCUACCUUCUGUUAGUUUCCUUCUGCUUCUUUACUUUGUAUUCAAGGGGGAGCUCGGCUCGAGACAAGUCAAAGGCUUCUCUGCAGAAGCACGUGCUUGCCAAAUACCACUACGCCCUCAUUGGGCUCCUGUUCAUAUUCUUCUUCUGCUACGUGGGGGCGGAGGUGACUUACGGCUCUUAUGUGUUCACUUACGCGAAGGUGUUCGCCGCGAUGAAGGACAGCGAAGCGGCCGCUCUGAACUCCGUCUUUUGGGGGGCGUUUGCCGCUUGCAGGGGAGUGGCAAUAUUCUGCGCCACUUGCCUGUACCCCGGCACCAUGAUCCUGCUGAGCAUCGUGGGCUCCGCCGCCUCCUCCUCAUGCCUGGCCUUCUUCGCCAGGCACCCGGCGUCGCUGUGGGUUGGCAGCGCCGUGUACGGCGCCUCGAUGGCCACCAUCUUCCCCAGCGGCAUCUCCUGGAUAGAGCAGUACACGGUCGUGCAGGGGAAGUCGGCUUCCCUGUUCGUCAUCGGUGCCGCGCUGGGCGAGAUGUGCGUUCCCGCCGUGGUGGGCUACCUCCAGGGCAGGUUCCACCACGUUCCCGUGGUCAUGUACACCGCCGUCGUGACUUCGGCAAUGACGGUUCUGCUCUUCCCUCUGAUGUACAAAUUGGCCAACUGUCCCGGCGAGAGCGGCGUGAGAGACGUGAGCGAGAGCGAGGACCGGAAAGCUUUGCUGUCGGCCUCCAGGCUUAAUGAGGAUGAAGAGGAUGAGGAGGAUGCGGGGGAGUGGAACGAAGCAGACUUUGAGGUAAUAGAAAUGAAUGACUCGCUGAGAAACUCAGUGAUAGAGACCUCCCGUAAGAUACCAGGGGACUCUCCAGCCAAAGUCUCUCUCCAGCCCCACCUGGACGACAUAUUGCACAAUUCUCCAGUGAUUGCUGGUGGCUCCCCUGGGAGAAAAAGUGUCACCGUUGACCGGGAGAAGAACGAUUAA